AAGUAAUGUAAAAAUCUGAAUUACGAGAAGAUGUGAUUCAAGAAAGAGAGCGUAAAGGAAAUGUGAAUUGAAAAGUUUAGUUUGAGAUCUGUUUUUGGUUGUGAAUGCAGCAAUGGGAAAAGCGUCGAUAUUGAUUUACGUAACCAUAGCGGUGGUGCUUCUUCUGUUCCUCUCAUAUUCCCCCAAGAACCACCCCAACCACCGCCACCGCCGCCUGAAGCUCCGCUCGAACUUCACACUCUCACCCACGCGCCACCACGCCGUGGCCUUCGACCCCCUGGUGGCGGAGCUGGAGCGUCACCGCGAGGACAAGCAAUGGGAGCAGCAGUACAUACAUCACGCGCACCCGGAACUGGAGUCUGCACCCGCUCACGAGUCGCAACCGGAGUGGGAGGACUUCAUGGACGCCGAGGAUUACCUCAACGAUGAGGAUAAGUUCAACGUCACCAAUAGGUUGGUCCUUCUCUUCCCCAAGAUUGACGUGGACCCCACCGAUUCCUUCGUCACUCAGCACGAGUUGACUCUGUGGAACCUCCUCCAGGCUCAGCGUGAGGUCUUGCAUCGCACGCAGAGGGAGAUGGAGCUCCACGAUAAGAACCACGAUGGCUUCGUUUCCUUCGCCGAGUACGAUCCUCCCAGUUGGGUUCAGAAUGCAGAUAAUGAGUCUUUUGGUUAUGAUAUGGGUUGGUGGAAAGAAGAGCAUUUUAAUGCAUCGGAUGCAGACGGAGAUGGGCUUUUGAACUUGACUGAAUUCAAUGACUUUCUCCACCCAGCUGACAGUGAAAACCCAAAGCUUCAUCAAUGGUUGUCCAAGGAGGAAGUCAGGGAAAGAGAUUCAGACAGAGAUGGGAAGGUCAACUUUAAAGAAUUUUUCCAUGGGCUGUUUGAUUUGGUAAGAAACUAUGAUGAAGAAGCUCACAAUGAGUCACAUCAUUCUGAUGAUUCAAUGGAUGCUCCAGCUAGAGUGUUGUUUUCUCAGCUUGACAAAGAUGGGGAUGGAUACUUGUCAGAUGUCGAACUACUGCCUAUAAUUGGGAAACUCCAUCCAUCUGAGCAUUAUUAUGCAAAGCAACAAGCAGAGUAUAUCAUUUCACAGGCAGAUGUUGACAAAGAUGGCCGCCUUACUUUGACUGAGAUGAUUGAAAACCCAUAUGUAUUUUAUAGUGCUAUUUUCAAUGAUGAUGAAGAUGAAUAUGAUGAUUACCAUGACGAGUUCCGGUAAAUUCAUUUUAGCAUAAAGAGAAAAGCUUGGCACAUUUCUAGUGACAAGGAACACGGAAUCAGUAUUUGAAGAAUUUUGAUGUUUUGGCCCUUAGUAGGUUCCUAGUCUCAAUCCUGGUGGGAUUCUUAUGCGAUGGCAACAUUUAUUGCUUCUUUCCAUUCAUAUUAUGUGCGAGUUCUUAUUUGCUGAAUGGGAUCCACCGUGGCUUGUCGUAGAGUCACACCUGGAUCAGUUGGAGGAUAAUGGGAUCUCAACUUCAUUGUAAAAUUUGUAGAAUAUACAAAUUUUCAAGUCACUGGUGAAGCCAUCAUUAAUUAAGCAGAACAUUUCAAUUCUCAAUGGAUAAUACAUGUACUAUAUACAUAUAAUGACCAUCAUGAUCCCAGAAGUACUGUCAGAAUUUUUUUUGGAC
Molecule: messenger RNA, 1634 nt
Organism: Abrus precatorius (Indian licorice)
Lineage: Eukaryota; Viridiplantae; Streptophyta; Magnoliopsida; Fabales; Fabaceae
Product: reticulocalbin-2
Exons: 7
Coding region: 113-1222 (369 amino acids)
Cellular component (GO): endoplasmic reticulum
Molecular function (GO): calcium ion binding
Source: RefSeq, a predicted model, not a curated record